Molecule: messenger RNA, 1499 nt
Organism: Salvia miltiorrhiza (redroot sage)
Lineage: Eukaryota; Viridiplantae; Streptophyta; Magnoliopsida; Lamiales; Lamiaceae
Product: alpha/beta hydrolase domain-containing protein WAV2
Exons: 8
Coding region: 237-1169 (310 amino acids)
Biological process (GO): proteolysis
Cellular component (GO): membrane
Molecular function (GO): palmitoyl-(protein) hydrolase activity; serine-type peptidase activity
Source: RefSeq, a predicted model, not a curated record
AACGCCGCCGUUUGAUCAUUUUAGUUCUGAACCCAGAAAUGAUAAAACACAAGGGAAAAUCGUAAAGCCCCACCAUUAUUUUCUCUCUCACACAUCAACAAGCAAAAUUCAAUUCCCUCUGCACAUCGAUCGACGAUCCAUGCUACGCACUCAGAUACACCCACGAACACACUCAAUCUUAUUUAGAGAGAUAAAGUAGAGAGAGAAAUCAAGGGGGCAAAGCCGUGCGUCAAUCCAUGGUGUCGUUCGUGAGCGCGUUGCUCUAUGGAGUUGGCGGAAUCGUGGUGGCCGGCAUGGCAUUGCUCGUGGCUUUCCAGGAGAAGCUCGUCUACGUGCCUGUGCUGCCCGGCCUCACUAAAUCCUACCCCAUCACCCCUGCCCGCCUCCGCCUCCUAUACGAGGAUGUCUGGCUCACGUCAUCUGACGGCGUCCGUCUCCAUGCUUGGUUCAUCAAGCUCGCCCCCGAUUGUAAAGGUCCAACUAUUCUAUUCUUCCAGGAAAAUGCUGGCAAUAUUGCUCAUCGUCUUGAAAUGGUUCGGAUUAUGCUACAGCGGUUGCAAUGCAAUGUUUUUAUGCUUUCAUAUAGAGGUUAUGGAGCUAGUGAAGGGUUCCCUUCACAACAUGGUAUCACUAAGGAUGCUCAGGCUGCUUUGGACCAUCUGAUUCAAAGAGUAGAUAUUGACACUUCCAGAAUUGUGGUCUUUGGAAGGUCUCUUGGGGGAGCUGUUGGAACUGUGCUAGUCAGGAAUAAUCCAGACAAGGUAGCUGCACUGAUACUGGAAAAUACUUUCACUUCCAUUUUGGACAUGGCUGGAGUCCUCUUACCAUUUCUGAAGUGGUUUAUUGGAAAAGGUGGCUCCAAGGGUCCCAAAGUUCUUAAUUUUCUUGUUCGUUCCCCCUGGAACACCAUUGAUGUUAUUGGAGAGGUCAAGCAACCAAUCCUUCUCCUUUCUGGACUACAAGAUGAAAUGGUUCCCCCAUCUCACAUGGAGAUGCUAUAUGCUAAAGCAGCUGCACGUAAUCAGCAGUGUUUAUUUGUAGAAUUCCCUACGGGUAUGCAUAUGGAUACAUGGUUGGCUGGUGGUGAUCGCUAUUGGAGAACAAUUCAGGAGUUCUUGGAAAAAACAGUUGCAGACAAGAAGGAUAGUGGCUCAUCUAGAGUGGAUUAAUGCGAGGUUUUGUGCUGGGAUGUGGAGUUUUAUCCUGGGAACCGAACAACUUCUAAAUUUUGCAGUAACAAAAAGCACUGUGGUUGACGAUGGCUGCUACUAUUCGCGUCUUUCAGAGCUUCUAAUUUUGCAAGACAAAGGUUGGACGCUUUUUGGUAUAUAUGAGAUGACCCUGCUAUACUGCACCAUUUCCUAUAAAGAAUAAUUGUAUUUGUAUGAAUUACGAAUUGGAGAAUAUAUUGUAGGUAAUUUGGAAUUGGUGACUUCAUUGUUGACUCAUUUGGACCUAAUCGUAGUGCAUUUUAAUAUGAAGAGGAUUACUUUGUUUCA